AUGGUCGGGUCUCCUCUGCCAGAGACCGCCGAUGCGGGCGAGUCGGCCGACUUCAAAAGCCGGUGGCCCAUGACUCAAAGCCCAAAAUCUCCGAGGACGAUUGCCCAGGUCAGGGUGCGCAAUAGGAGGAGGGAGUAUCUUCGUCGGAAUCCGGCGUAUUUGGCAGAUUUGGAACAUGAACUCGCCGAUCCCGUCAUGUACGAGACGUUAAUUCUCAAGUUCCAAUCCCGAGCGGAAAGGGACGCAGAAGCGGAAGCAAAAGGCUACUCGCGAAUCCUGGAAGGUGACCUAAGGAGAGGGGAGGCCAAGCUCGCCACACUUGCGGCCGAGGCUACUAGUGAUGAGAGACACAACGGUGCGACUGCAGAACCACAAUCAGCCAGCGAGCGGGGCCCCCAACCAUCUCGGCUUGACCGCGACAUAAUUCUCCUAGAAACUGAAUCGAGCAAGGAAGAGAAAAUCUCCAUGACAAAGGACCAAGCUCGGGAGCUUUGGAACGAAUUCCUUACUCGGCGAUUUGUUCGAGGCGAGGAUUCAGACUUCGACUAUUCCCAUGUCGAUGCUGAUGAUGAGCUCGACGUAUUGGAAAGACAAGAUGCUCAGGAUGCCUGGUUCGAUGAUGAGGAACCGAGCUGGAUAAUUGAUCAGGAAGAUGAAGAUAGCUCGCAUAACCCGAAGGCGAAGGUACUCCUUGGGGAAACAGGAAUUCAAGACUUUUGA
This is a messenger RNA of Scedosporium apiospermum, 720 nucleotides long. RefSeq lists its product as uncharacterized. The transcript has 2 exons. The coding region runs from base 1 to 720 and encodes 239 amino acids. The record is from RefSeq and is a predicted model, not a curated record. NCBI's taxonomy places the organism in Eukaryota, Fungi, Ascomycota, Sordariomycetes, Microascales, Microascaceae.